This is a messenger RNA of Culex quinquefasciatus (southern house mosquito), 2649 nucleotides long. RefSeq names its product G-protein coupled receptor 52 (gene DopEcR). Gene Ontology annotation, molecular function: G protein-coupled receptor activity; peptide binding. NCBI's taxonomy places the organism in Eukaryota, Metazoa, Arthropoda, Insecta, Diptera, Culicidae. Bases 899 to 1891 code for a protein of 330 amino acids. The transcript is spliced from 6 exons. Gene Ontology annotation, biological process: G protein-coupled receptor signaling pathway. The record is from RefSeq and is a predicted model, not a curated record. Gene Ontology annotation, cellular component: membrane.
AGUCCGUCGUGAGCGCAAGGUGAAAAACCAGCAGAACCAGCAGCAGCCAGGAUAUUCGUGUUCGCUUUAAAUUGAGCAAGGUGUACAGAGACACCCCCCUUCAAAAAGGAUAGUUUUGGUGGGGUUUUUGUGAAAAUUUAGGAAAAUUUACGCCGAAAAACGGUGUGGCGUGGGCGUGUGCGGGGAAAUUUGCUAGGAAAAGGCUGGAUUUUCGUGCUGGAAACAAAGAUUGUGUGGGGCUUUUCCGAGGGGGGCGAGCUCGUUUUUUUUGGGGUUAAUGUGAGUCUGUGUGUGCGUACGUGUGUGUGUGUGCAUGUUCAGUAAAUAUAACAUGGCUGUAAAGAAGCAGUAAAAGCGAGGAAUACAUAACAAGAAGGAAAAUCCGAAGAAAUUUGGUCAAUUUAUACGAGUUUCACUUAAAAAUCGAAUCGAGGAAAAUCGACGAGGAUCAAGGAUAGAAAAAAAAACAAAGGAAAACAGCUCCCGAGUGAAUCCAAGUGAAGCAGAGUCGAAUUAUUUUGGGGAAAAUCCCGUGGAAAACAGAGGGCGUGCAAAGCUCCGUGUGAGUGUGGUUGUGCGCUCGGGGAGUUCUCAAGGAUAUACAGCAGGAGGAUAUCAGUAACAGUAGCAGCAGCAGCAGUGUGAAGGAAUUUCCACAACAACACCAGCAGCAGCAGCAGCAGCAGACCCACCACAGAGUGAGAUUGAUUCCCAGACCCAUCAUCGGCAGUCAAUCGGCACGGCACGGUCAAUGAGUGCCAAUCAAUGUGCGUAGCUUCCAGCCCGGUGAUCCACCACAGGGACUCAUCGUCGUCGUCGUCAUCGGACUUUGUCGAACAACUCAGGUGCGGAUCGCCAGCCAAUUUUCUUUCUUCCGGUGCCAACAAGUCAUGACCGGAUGCGAGGGGUUACGAUGCACGGGCUGAGUCCACUGCAAUCCGGCUCAACCCUGGAGGCACUCACGCAGGCAACCAUCAUUCUCAUCUUAGCGGUCGCCAUCAUUCUAGCCAACCUCAUUGUAGUUGCUACAUAUCUUAACUUUAAGGGUCCCCACGAGGUCAUAAACUACUACCUGUUGUCGUUGGCCGUCGCCGAUCUGCUAUGCGGUCUGUUCAUCGUGCCUCUCUCGGUCUAUCCGGCAUUCUAUGGCCACUGGGUGUACGGGGACGUGGUGUGCCGGUUGGUCGGCUACCUCGAGGUCACCCUCUGGUCGAUCUCGGUGUACACGUUCAUGUGGAUCUCCGUGGAUCGCUAUCUCGCAGUUAGGAAACCGCUGCGCUAUGAAACGAUCCAAACUAAAACCAGGAAUGGAAGAUGCCAAUGCUGGAUGGCGUUCACGUGGAUCUCGGCCGCGAUGCUAUGCUGUCCACCGCUGCUCGGCUACAAUAAGGCCAUCUACGACAAUGACACCCACAUCUGCAUGCUCGAGUGGGGCAACAUGGCCGCCUAUAGUGCAACGCUGGCAAUCCUGGUCCUGGGGCCGAGUGUAAUCUCGAUCGUGUACAACUAUGGCUAUAUCUUUACGAUGAUGCGUAAAGUGCGAUCGGGAGCACCGAUCCAUGAUAAGGAGUACGCCACGGCACUGGCCGAGAAUCUGGCCAAUCCGAGCCACUGUAUGUCAUUUGCAUUGGUGUUCUCAUUCUGGGUCUCGUGGGGUCCGUACAUGGGCUUGCGGAUCUACGAGCUGAUCAUGGACGAGCCGUACGAGAACCACCUCAUCCAGUUCGGCGCCGUCUGGCUCGGCAUUCUCAACUCGUUCUGGAAGAUCAUCAUCAUGACGAGCAUGUCGCAGCAGUUCCGGCUCCUGGUGCGGUUACUCUUCCUCACGAUCUGCUGCAAAACCAAGGGCCGCCUCCAGGCCGAACUGAUCGGGCUCGAUCCGGACGACUAAGCCACACAUUCUAAAGAGCGAGAGCAAAACAAUCACCAGCCACUCCUGUUGAGCGUGAAAGAGUUGAACGCAGCGCGUGAGAAACGACGCUCACCUAACCUCACCACCACCAUCUUCCGGGACAGCAUGCGAAACCAAGCGUGGACAGCAAACUUCAAUUAAAUUGUUGUACUUUUAAAACAUCCGUCAAACACCUAGCUAACGAUUACACUAAACUUAAGGGCUCUUAGUCGGAUAGGAGUGUGCGAGCGCUUCUAAGAAAUCUCAUCGGAAGGGCGGUUUUUAAGACAAAACAAGAAAGCGCUGUAGUAAAUCUCAGAACAAUCAUUCUCUUAGCAAACAAGGUAACGUAACGUAACGGUGUUUAAACAUUGUACUUAUUGAUAGUGUUUCUUUUGGGUGCGGGAAGAAAACAUUCUGAAUGUUGCUAGAAACUGCGAGCGAGUGUCAGUGUUGCCAUAAUUUUACGGGAAUGAUCUUCCGAUUACGACUGUAGAUUUAGUUCCCUACAAGUUGUAAUUCUACAGCUCAGUUUGGUUACACGGAGUAAAAUUAGACCACGAAGCCAUGAAGAAGCUUUAAAGAAAUCUCGAAUCACUAACUAAGUGUUCAAAUAUGCACUUGCAUAAACGUACCGUAAACUGGGGUGACUUUGAUAACCCGGGAUGACUUUGAUAGGUUUUUCAAAUGGCCGUCAAAUUAAUAUCCAAACAUUUUUGAGAAUUUUGAGUAUGUAAAUAUUAAGGGAUAGCUUAUUA